AACGUUGUAGCCUUGUCCAGUUGAUGGAUUACCGCUACAUUAUUUUGUAGUAAAUAUUUCCACUUUACUCUCAGCGUCACUACACACGUAGUACGCAAAUUAACAGACAAUGGCAAACUGAUCAUUGAUUGGACCGAUGGGAACGUAGCCAACUUUUUAAGACUUUUCAUUGGUGAAAAUGUCUAUCAAUCAACGUAUUUUGUCAUCGCUUCCUUUCAGUUUUUUAGCUAGCUGGCUAGCUCCAUUUUUCUACUGUGUGAGAGGAUCCUGAUAACCGGGGGUGCUGUUGGCUGGGGCGGAUCUGAUGGAAGCGCUUCUGCUGUUGCUUCAUGGACAAAUUUGAUUAGGCGAUUUUAUGAUUGUCCUUAUUUACGGCACAAUGAUUAGGAAAAGACUAAAAUAGCGUUAUGUCGGUAGUUUUGGGGGGAGAGAAAAUAUCGCUAACAGUGGUCUGAUGGGCUUGCUAGUGUAGUGGAUGACACAGUAAACCAAAGCGGCUUUCUUUGAUAUUUUGCUUGCUGGCUCGUUUAUUUGGCGAGAUAUAUAUAUUUUCUUGUUUGGAAACUUAGCGGAAAGCCAUGUCCGGCACUAAAAUGAAGAGAAUGAACAGCUUCCAAAGGUUUAUGAACCGUCGGGCCUCUGCAAACUGCCGAUAUCAGCCCACCCGCUAUGAGCACGCUGCAAACUGCUACACUCAUGCGCUCCUCAUUGUACCAGCCUUCGUGGGCAUGGCGUUGCUCCACCGCCUGUCCGACGACGGCUGGGAGAAGAUCACUGCCUUGGUGUACGGCAUGGGCCUGUGUGCGCUCUUCCUGGUCUCCACCGUGUUCCACAUCAUCACCUGGAAGAAGAGCCACAUGAGGUCGAUGGAGCAGUGUUUCCACAUGUGUGACAGGGUGGUCAUCUACUUCUUCAUUGCUGCCUCCUACACACCUUGGUUGAACCUUAGAGAGCUGGGUCCUGUGGCCGCUCACAUGCGCUGGUUCGUGUGGCUCAUGGCCGUGGCAGGGACCGUCUAUGUAUUCUACUACCAUGAGAAGUAUAAGCUAGUGGAGCUGGCCUUCUACCUCACCAUGGGUUUCUUCCCAGCACUGGUCAUCACAUCUAUGGUAAAGUUCUCUGUUUGGUCUCUCUUUCUACCUCUCUCUCUUCCUACCUCUCUCUGUCUACAGCACAGUAGCACACACACAUAUAGAAGCACAUCAUAUACCUAUAUCUGGCAUAGGUGUAUAUAUAUUAGACUAGUUUGUAAACAUAUGCCUGCUGUGCGGUCUGUGCUGCCCCCUGCUGUGCAGUCUGUGCUGCCCCCUGCUGUGCGGUCUGUGCUGACCUCUGGUGGCGGGGAUGUGCUAAUACAGCCUGUAGGUUCUGCUGCAUUAUGCUGUUCUGGAGUGUUCAGUGUACAGAGUCAGGAUAUGGUGUGUACUUCCACAGGGAUUUAAUUGCACAUGUUAACCCAUGGAACCUUUUAUCCCCUCGUUUCUGUCUCCGCUUCUCCCUCUCCUCUCCCAACUUGGUUCUUGGAUUCUAACCUCGAGUCAUCUUGGUUUCUAAGCUCUCGUCCUCCCCUCCACCAUCUUCUCUCCCCCUCCUCUCCAUCCAUCCCCC
Osmerus eperlanus (European smelt) is the source of this 1608-nucleotide messenger RNA. RefSeq names its product monocyte to macrophage differentiation-associated (gene mmd). Gene Ontology annotation, cellular component: membrane. The record is from RefSeq and is a predicted model, not a curated record. Lineage: Eukaryota; Metazoa; Chordata; Actinopteri; Osmeriformes; Osmeridae. The transcript has 6 exons. The coding region runs from base 579 to 1442 and encodes 287 amino acids. Gene Ontology annotation, molecular function: pore-forming activity.